Austrofundulus limnaeus is the source of this 1370-nucleotide messenger RNA. RefSeq names its product syndecan 4 (gene sdc4). Lineage: Eukaryota; Metazoa; Chordata; Actinopteri; Cyprinodontiformes; Rivulidae. Gene Ontology annotation, cellular component: membrane; cell surface. The record is from RefSeq and is a predicted model, not a curated record. Gene Ontology annotation, biological process: cell migration.
CUGGAGCUGUUUUCUGUCUGAAACCCUGAAAGACCUGCAGAAAGUCCAGUCCUGUCUUUAAGGUGUGUCCUCUGGACUCUGAUGGUCCCUCUGAACUGGUCCGUGUCUCUCGUGUCCCAGCAGGCGAGGGAGACCGAGACAUGGAUGCCCAUGAGCACCACGCAAACGGCCGCCAUGUCCACGGACGGAGACAAGGCGGAGGCAUCGGGAGACUCUUCCAACGACUUCGGCUUCACGGAUGACGACGAUGAAGAUUACUACGAAGACGAGCUGUCUGGGUCCGGAGACGGAGAAACAGAUUCAGCUGAAGAAGAGUCCACAGUGAAGCCCAUCCUGGAUAACCACAUCCCCGGGCUGGAGCGCACGGUGCGACCGACCGUCAACGAGGAGGAGCUGGUCCGGAACCGCAACGAAAUCUUUCUGAAGAAAGGAGCCGGGUCAGUGGACGAGAACCCGUCCAACGUCCUCAUGUCCCAGGCCACAGAGGACAGCAUCUUCACCAAGACGGAGGUCCUGGCAGCUCUGAUCGCCGGCGCCGUGGGCCUGAUGUUCGCCGUGCUCCUCAUCCUCCUGCUCAUCUACCGCAUGAAGAAGAAGGACGAAGGCAGCUACGACCUGGGGAAGAAGCCCAUCUAUAAGAAGGCCCCCACCACAGAGAUCUAUGCAUAGACCCUGACCUUUGACCCCGCCUCCUCCCUGACCCCGCCCACCCCCUCCUCUAAAAGCCAAUCAGGGCCGACGUGUGGCCUCGCAGUGCCUCAUCAUCACCAUACCUCCUCACCUUUCCUUCAGCGGAGCCACGCUGGAGAACAUUUGACUCCUCCCCCCUGACGUCUCUGACCAAUGGGAGGCUUUGUUUCCUGGAGAAGGACUUCCUGUGCUGCGGCACGCUGCCAGCAGCUGACUCUUCCUUCGUUCCUCCAGUGAAACACCACCAGAUCUUAUUUAUUCUUCCUGAAGCUGAAGCGUGUCACGUUACUGUAGACCACCUCUGACCUUUGACCUUUGAGAAGCAGCUCUGCUCUCACUUUGCUUCAUGACUCAGCCAUUAUUCUUUGUUUUUAUUAAAGCCUGGGCUUUGAGCAGCGCUGGGUUCUGUUCUGUAAAAGGCUGAUGGGAGGAGCUUCUGAUGCUCCAGUCCUGCAGCAGAGCAGGUCCGGUUCUGAGCGACCCGGGUCACAGCAGAGUGCCGCUGCUCGGCCUCGCUGUGACUUACACAGGUUCUGAACCCAGUAGAAACAAACCAAACCAGUUACUGUAAGGAUUAAAUUAGUUUCUCUAAGAAGCAGAACUGAAUCUGAGUGUUCAGAAAUUCAAACUGAAUUCAUUGGUUUGAAAAUAAAUAUAACUGAAUCAAAACUGAAUUUAAA